UCCGCCCGCCCCCGCGCUCCCGCGCAUGCCCGCGUUAUGCAACAGCCCCGCCGGGCGGGCUGCGCCGGGCCCGCCGCCCCAGUGCCGCAGCCGCAGGGCAGGGCAGGGGCGCUCUGAGGGCGGGCGGCACCGGGCCGGCGGCGGCGGCGGCGCGGCGCUCGGGGCACGCUCCCCCGGCGCCCGUGUGCGCGCCCCGCGCUGUGAGUGGCAGCGGCGGCCGCCGCCAAGUCCCGCCUGUUCCGCUAUCCGUGCUGCAGGCGGCGGCGGCGGCGGGUUGGCUUCCUGCGCGCUGUGCCGCUCCCCCUCCCCCCGGCAGUCGGAGCCGCAGCGGCAGCAGCCCGGAUCCCUGAGCCAUGGCUCUGUGAGAGCAGCACAUGGCGGCCGCAGCAGCCAUGAGCCCCCCACUAAUCCAUACAACUCCCCCCUGAACAGCCACCUACCGCAGCCCGCGCUCCCACCCGGCUCCACCGCGCCCACUACCCACCCGCAACCACCGCCACAGCAGCACCGCCCGGCCAGCCCCGGAGCCCGCCGCCGCCUCGGGGCCUCCGCUCGCCCGCCGCCGCCGCCGCCCGUCCUCGCCAUGGGAGUGCAGGGUUUCCAGGACUACAUCGAGAAGCACUGCCCCAGUGCCGUGGUGCCCGUGGAGCUGCAGAAGCUGGCCCGGGGCAGCCUCGUGGGCGGGGGCCGCCAGAGGCCCCCGCAGACCCCGCUGCGCCUCCUCAUCGACGCCGACAACUGCCUGCACCGGCUCUACGGCGGCUUCUACACGGACUGGGUGAGCGGCGGGCAGUGGAACCACAUGCUGGGCUACCUGGCGGCGCUGGCCAAGGCCUGCUUCAACGGCAACAUCGAGCUCUUCGUCUUCUUCAACGGCGCCCUGGAGAAGGCCCGGCUCCACGAGUGGGUGAAGCGCCAGGGCAACGAGCGCCAGACGGCGCAGCAGAUCGUCAGCCACGUCCAGAACAAGGGCACCCCGCCGCCCAAGGUCUGGUUCCUGCCGCCCGUCUGCAUGGCGCACUGCAUCCGCCUGGCCCUCAUCCGCUUCCACAUCAAGGUUGCACAGAGCAUUGAGGAUCAUCAUCAAGAAGUAAUUGCUUUCUGCAGAGAAAAAGGGUUCCAUGGUUUGGUUGCAUAUGAUUCCGAUUAUGCGUUGUGCAACAUCCCUUACUAUUUCAGUGCCCAUGCCCUAAAACUGAGCCGUAAUGGGAAAAGUCUCACAACAAGCCAAUACCUAAUGCAUGAAGUUGCCAAGCAACUGGACCUGAAUCCAAAUCGCUUUCCUAUUUUUGCUGCUCUUUUAGGUAAUCAUAUUCUACCUGAUGAAGAUUUGGCUUCCUUUCAUUGGAGUUUACUUGGUCCAGAACAUCCACUAGCUUCACUUAAGGUACGUGCUCACCAGUUAGUUUUACCACCUUGUGAUGUAGUGAUCAAAGCCGUAGCUGACUACGUCCGUAAUAUUCAGGACACCACUGAUUUGGAUGCCAUAGCAAAAGAUGUUUUCCAACAUUCACAGUCUAGAACAGAUGACAAAGUUACUCGAUUUAAGAGAGCGGUUGCUUAUUACUCAGCAACUAAUAAGCCUAUGCCAUUUCAUCCACCACAUUACCUAGCCAGACCAAAUCAGUUUGGAAUGCCUGGUAUAGUGCCACCAUAUGUUCCUUCUCAGAUGCUUAACAUUCCACAGACCUCACUACAAGCAAAACCUGUGGCCCAGCAGAUGUCCAAUCAGGGUGGUGCCCAAGGUCAGGGUCCAUACCCAUAUAGUCUCUCUGAGCCAGCCAUCACCUUGGAAACAGGUGGAAAAAGUCUUUCUGAGCAGAACAACUACAGUAACAUUCCUCAUGAAGGAAAACAUACACCAUUGUAUGAACGAUCUUCUCCAAUAAACCCAGCUCAGAGUGGGAGCCCUAAUCAUGUGGAUUCAACCUAUUUUCCUGCCUCUUCUACAUCUUCUUCCUCCGACAACGAUGAAGGCAAUGGAGGUGCAGUGAACCAUGUCAGUGGGAACAAAAUAGGCUGGGAAAAAACAGGAACCCAGUCAGAAAGUCAAACACGUGGAGAUCUGGGAGACCAAACAAAGGCAGAAGGUUCCUCUAGUGCUUCUUCAGGAAGUCAGGCAACUGAUGUCAAAGGGAAUCAAGCCAGUAAUCCACAAAUCCCAUGCCUGUUGUCAAUGCCCACCAGAAAUCACAUGGAUAUUACUACCCCUCCAUUACCUCCUGUAGCACCUGAAGUAUUAAGAGUGGCAGAACACAGGCACAAGAAGGGGUUAAUGUAUCCCUACAUCUUUCAUGUCCUAACCAAGGGUGAAAUCAAAAUUGCAGUUUCUAUAGAAGAUGAAGCCAACAAAGACCUGCCUCCUGCUGCUCUGCUUUAUAGGCCAGUUCGUCAGUAUGUUUACGGAGUCCUGUUUAGUUUGGCAGAAAGCAGAAAGAAAACUGAAAGACUUGCUUUUAGAAAGAACAGACUUCCACCAGAAUUUUCACCAGUGAUAAUUAAAGAAUGGGCUGCUUACAAAGGCAAAUCUCCUCAAACCCCUGAACUGGUGGAAGCACUUGCGUUCAGGGAAUGGACCUGUCCUAAUCUGAAGAAGCUGUGGCUGGGAAAAGCAGUAGAAGAUAAGAACCGAAGAAUGAGGGCAUUUUUGGCCUGUAUGAGAUCAGAUACACCAGCAAUGCUCAAUCCAACUAAUGUGCCCACUCAUCUUAUGGUGCUCUGUUGUGUACUAAGGUAUAUGGUACAGUGGCCGGGGGUUCGUAUACUUCGUCGCCAAGAACUUGAUGCUUUUCUUGCCCAAGCAUUGUCUCCAAAGCUCUAUGAGCCUGACCAGCUUCAGGAACUCAAGAUUGAGAAUCUCGAUCCCCGAGGAAUUCAGCUGUCUGCUUUAUUUAUGAGUGGUGUCGAUAUGGCACUUUUUGCAAAUGAUGCUUGCGGACAGCCAAUUCCAUGGGAGCACUGCUGUCCGUGGAUGUAUUUUGAUGGGAAAUUAUUCCAGACCAAGCUCAUCAAAGCAAGCCGGGAGAAAGUUCCUCUCAUUGACCUCUGUGAUGGUCAGGCUGAGCAGGCAGCCAAGGUUGAAAAGAUGCGUCAGAGCAUCCUAGAAGGAUUAAAUUUCUCCAGGCAGAACCAUCCUCUCCCUUUCCCACCUCCACCUGCCAUGCCUUUCUAUCCAGCUUCUAUGUAUCCUCGACACUUUGGGCCAGUCCCACCACCUCAGGGCAGGGGGAGAGGCUUUGCUGGAGUCUAUGGCUUCGGAGGCCCUUAUGGGGAAACAGUAGCAACAGGCGCUUACCGGGCCUUCCGGGUGGCAGCAGCAGCAGGACACUCCGGAGCCUUCUCUGGCAAUGACAGCAACAGGACUAGCAAGUUUCAGGGCGGAGUCCAACCUAUUCCUUCUCAGGGAGGGAAACUUGAAAUUGCCGGCACUGUAGUCGGCCAUUGGGCUGGAAGCAGACGUGGACGAGGGGGUAGAGGGCCAUUUCCUCUGCAGGUCGUUUCUGUUGGAGGACCAGCAAGAGGGCGUCCUAGAGGAGUUAUUUCCACUCCAGUGAUAAGAACUUUUGGAAGAGGUGGAAGGUACUAUGGGAGAGGUUAUAAAAGCCAGGGAGCAAUUCAGGGCAAACCUCCUUAUGCUGCUUCAGCAGAAGAAGUAGCCAAAGAACUUAAGUCAAAAUCAGAGGAAUCUAAAUCCUCAAUUGUGUCUUCAGAUGGAUCCCUGGCUGAAAAUGGAGUUGUGAAUGAGGAAAAACCAGCUUCCCAGAUGAAUGGGAAUACAGGAGACAUCAGGGCUUCCAAUCAGUCUGAAAGUGCCUUGAGUAAUGACUCUAAAAUGUGCAAUACAAAUCCUCACUUAAAUGCACUAAAUGCAGACAGUGUUUGCCAUAAAGAUGAUGCUCUUGAGGCCACUGUCUUAAAAAAAGAAGAGUAAACUUAUUUUUUAUAGAGGGUGAAGGAUGUUGGGAAGGGUCAGGAUUAGGAAUAUCUGGAAAGAAAGAGAGCCUACAGUUACGUACAUUUUUUCCUUUCCGUAAGAGAAAAAUGAGGACUUUGGAAAUUCGGAUCCCUCUUUGAUGUCAGAGAUUUAAACAACACAUUUUUAGUUUUAACCAGUUGUAGUCAAAAUGCUACAAUAAAACAAAAAAGAAAGAGAAUGAAGAGCAUUUGACUCCCGCACUUAAAAUGAAGUAUACAUAAAGUUUAAACUGGUUAUGACAAAAGCUUGUAGUUUUGUUUUUUGAAAUAUAAAGAAAACAAAUUUUGGCAGUCUUUAAGUAUAUAUAGCUUAAAAUAUAAUUUUUAGUACUUGGCACCAUAUGUAUGCCAUUAUAUUUGAUUUUGCAUUACUGUGUCACAAUAAAGCUUUCUUUAAGGCUUUGAUUUCAUGAUUAUGGGGGGAAAAAGGCACAACCACAGUUUUUUCUUUCUUAAAUUUCAUCACCGUUGAUGUGGUUCUUUUGUGUUAAAAUGUGCAAACUAUCGAAACUAAAAAUUAUAGAGUAAUAUUGCAGUUCUGCUGAUUUUAAAUAUACAUCAUACAUACUUUACAAGCAAGUUAAAUGGAGAUAAACUUGAAAUCAUAGAAGAUGCAAAUGACCUUUCAAAAUAAACACAAUGUGUUCUGAAACUUUUUGUGACUAAUACCAUGCAUCCGUGAUCAAUGAACUAUGUGGUUUUGAAUCAGACGUAGACCAUUAGUACUACUAUUUGAGCUAAACUUCUGCAUGGUUCAUAAUUUUUAAAGUGUGUAGUUAAUAUUAUGCAUGUUAUUGUCCUCUUUCUUCCAUUCUUACAAGUACUGUGCCCAUUUGCAAAACAAAAAGCUAAUAAUCAGUAAUAGUCCUAUAAAAGAUGUUAACUAUGUUUAGUCAUUGACUGAUCUUGCUCUAACCUUAAAAUUUUGUGAUUAUUGACCUCUGUUGCAUUUAUUCUAAAACUUAAAAAAAAAAAUUAUCUAGCCGUUUUGAAUAUCAACGUUACCCUGGUGUACUCAUUGCUGUAUGCAUUAUUGUUCUCUGUUGCUGUUUUAUGCCUUCAUAUUAGCAAAUAUGAAAUUCUGUGAAAAACAAAAAAAAAGCUUUGAUCUUCAAAAAAAAAAGUACCCCCCUUCUGUAGCAGGAAACAAAUGGCUUGUUCUUGAGAACUUUCCCAUCAAGAAUUUAGUAUAAGCAAAUAUACCUGUAUCAUUUUGAUGUUUUUGUUAGUGUUUCCAAACUUAAUGUACUUCAAAAUCAGAAUCAUUUCUUUAUAUUCGUUUUCAUAUAAUUCUCCUGAUGCUCUUCAUCACACAUUAGUGAUCAGAAAUGAGGUGUAAUUCCCCAUUCCCUGCCCGCAAGAGCUAAGUAGGUAUCUUAAUGUAAGUUGAAGGGAGUUCUGCCCCAACUCAUGGAUUGUGCAAGAAUGAACUACUGUUGGGUUUGAUUGGUUGUAGAUGGAUUGUGGUGUGGUGUAUUUGAAGGCUAUUGAAUGCAACUUACAGUGCUUAAUAAAAAUCUUUAUUCUUUUAGUAUAAAA
Dromaius novaehollandiae (emu) is the source of this 5514-nucleotide messenger RNA. RefSeq names its product family with sequence similarity 120 member A (gene FAM120A). The record is from RefSeq and is a predicted model, not a curated record. Bases 26 to 3931 code for a protein of 1301 amino acids. NCBI's taxonomy places the organism in Eukaryota, Metazoa, Chordata, Aves, Casuariiformes, Dromaiidae. Gene Ontology annotation, cellular component: nucleus. The transcript has 18 exons.